This is a messenger RNA of Dissoconium aciculare CBS 342.82, 3950 nucleotides long. RefSeq names its product Rad4-domain-containing protein. Lineage: Eukaryota; Fungi; Ascomycota; Dothideomycetes; Mycosphaerellales; Dissoconiaceae. The coding region runs from base 107 to 3655 and encodes 1182 amino acids. The record is from RefSeq and is a predicted model, not a curated record. Gene Ontology annotation, cellular component: nucleus; cytoplasm; XPC complex. Gene Ontology annotation, molecular function: single-stranded DNA binding; damaged DNA binding. Gene Ontology annotation, biological process: nucleotide-excision repair; mismatch repair. The transcript has a single exon.
CAAUGUGCGCACAAACAUCAUUUGCAUUUGCUUCGAUCUCCAUAAGUCCAAUCAUUCGGUACAAUCGCAAGAUGCGAUAUGCCAGACUCCCUCCAAUCAAGUCGUGAUGCCGCCUUUCGUGCCUUGCAAGCGACAAUUCUCCCCCGAAGCGACAGCUUCACCAGCCAAGCCAACCCCCCAAAGCGGGACUCGUAAUGGCGGACAUCGAGCAACGCUAUUCCAGGAUGUAGAUGCGCCAAGUUCUGUUCAGAAAUCAGCAGCAGACACUAGGAGACUUAUCGAAAGUCUCGACAAUGGCGACGAUAGCGAUUCCCUGAGCGAGGUCGACAGCGAUGAGUUUGAAGAUGUCCCUCCUUCGAAGCGGAGGAAGACUGUCCAAAGGAAACAGGAAGAGGAAGAGAAUGAUGAGGAUGAGGAAGAUGACGAAGGGAUGGAAUGGGAGGACGCAUUCGGUCAGAACCAGACUCAACCUGCUCAACCUCCUACAGAUGCCGAAAUUGGAGACAUCUCCAUUUCUUUGAAUGAGGAUGGCAGCUAUGUCGAGCCCAUCAUUUCGCUCGCUACCGGUAAAAAGGGUCCGUCGAAGCGCGAAAGGCAGACUCGGUAUCGGACUCAUUGUCUUCAUGUCAUGUCGCUUAUGUGGCACAAUACCGUUCGAAACUCAUGGCUGAACGACAAAGAGCUUCAUGAAAUUCUCCUGGAUGGUCUGCCAGAUGGUGUCAAGCGAGAAGUACGUCGCUGGAAAGAAGUGAUGGGUGGACUGAGCAAGAAAGAGCUUGAGGAGAAGAAAAAGAGAGUGGCAGCAAAAGGCAAGGGUAGAGGUGGUCGAAAGAGUGACACUGCUGGCAAAGGUCGCAAUUGGAGUUACGAUGCCGAACAUCUUGAGCAAGGCAUUCCAAAUCUCAGUCGCGGUGACCCACUGUUGAGGCUACUGAAAGUUCUCGCAGCAUACUGGAGGAAGCGGUUUAUCAUUACGGCGCCCUGCCUACGGAAGCUAGGAUACAUGCCCAUCAAGCGAUUACGCGAUGAUAUUCGUGCCUGGGAAAAAGACAAGAGCAAUGCGGACGCCCAUGGCGAGAGAAUCGAGACUCGAGAAGCUCUACGUAAAUUAGCAAAAGCAGGCGAGGGAUCAAAAGAUGUGGGUGCACAAUUGUUUUGCGCUUUACUUAGAGGGCUAGGACUGGAAGCGCGUAUGGUGGCAAAUUUACAGCCGGCAGGAUUGUCGUUCAAUGCGAAAGAAGAAGCAAAUCUGAAGCCCGCAAAAUCUGCUGUAAAGAUCGAGGAAGCAGAUGAGACAUCUGAAAUUGAAGUCGCCACUCCUGUAUCGAAGGCUAAACCAUCGGAUGGCGUCGAACUGUCCGCGAAGAAGACGAAGAAGCCUGCAUCUAAACCAAAGGAGGAAAGGCCCACGCGGCGGUCUGAAAGAGGAGAUAAGACGCAACCGAUAAGUCUCGACGACACAGAUAGCGAGUUGAGUGAUCCGCCAGACGAAGAAGACAAUCGCAUACCCGACAUUCAGAGCGACAGCGAUGACGAACUUUCGUUAAUAGAUGUCACUCCGGCGCCUCGGAAGAGGCCUUCAAAGAAGUAUGAUCGAGAUCUAUCCUAUCCCAAUUACUGGACAGAAGUCUGCUCGCCCGUCAGUCAUAAAUACAUUCCCGUCGACCCUAUCGUGCUGUCAACAAUUGCCUCGACCGAAGAUCUUCUUUGCACCUUUGAACCACGUGGAGCCCGCGCCGAUAAAGCCAAGCAAGUCAUCGCAUACACCCUUGCUUAUUCCUCGGACGGAUCAGCCAAAGACGUCACCAUCCGCUAUCUCAAGCGGCAUCAGCUACCUGGCAAGACCAAAGGCAUACGUGUCCCGGUGGAGAAGAUUCCGAUACAUGACAAGCGCGGCAAAAUUAAGAAGUAUGAAAACUUCGACUGGUUCCGUACCGUCAUGAGCAUGUAUGACCGUCCUCAGAAAUGGCGUACAGUGGCCGAUGAUCUUGAAGAACAGACAGACUUGAAGCCGUUUAAGCCUACAAAAGUGGGCGAAGCUGGUGCAGACGCUCCUGAGCAGAGGGAAUCUCUGCAAUGGUAUAAGCAAUCUGCUGAAUUCGUCCUAGAGCAAAAUCUGCGUCGUGAAGAAGCACUUCUACCCGAUGCCACGCCUGUCAAGACUUUCACGCCACCUGCCAAGAAAGGUGCAACCUCCGAGCCAGAGACAUUCCAAGUCUACCGCCGUGCUGACGUCGUUGCUUGCAAAACCACCGAAUCUUGGCACAAAGAAGGCCGCGCCAUUCGCACAGGCGAACAACCGCUCAAGUCCGUGCCGAUCCGCGCGGUAACGUUGCAGCGCAAACGGGAGCUCGAGGAUGCUUUACGCGAGACAGGCACCAAACCUCUGCAAGGGCUCUACUCACGCGAGCAGACCGAGUGGAUCAUCCCGCCACCGAUAGGUCCAGAUGGACAUAUUCCCAAGAACGCAUUUGGUAAUAUGGACGUAUACGUUCCGAGCAUGGUCCCCAGAGGUGCAGUGCACUUGCCUCUGAAAGGUGUCAAGGGCGUUUGUAAGAAGCUCGGCGUGGAAUUUGCGGAAGCAUGUGUUGGGUUUGAGUUUGGCAAACAGAGAGCCGUUCCCGUCAUCCAUGGCGUGGUCAUUGGUCUCAAGGAUGAGAAAGUUGUCCGACAGAGGUGGCGAGAAGAACAGGAGGUUCUUAAAGCGAGGGAAGAUGGGAAGAGGACUGCUGUGGCCUUAGGUAACUGGAGGAAGAUGGUCGUUGGGCUGAGGAUCCUUGAACGGAUGAAAGCGGAGUAUGAUGUGUCGGGCGGAAUUAGUGAAGAGAGGAAUCCUUUCGUUGAGAAAGCGAGAAGAGAAGGCCGUUCCGGAGCUGUUGUCGAUUUGACUGGUGAUGGUACUGAUGAAGAUCAAGAGGGCGUCAACGAAGAUGACAUGGCAGGCGGUUUCUUCCAGCCCGGACAUGACGAAGAAGAAGUACCCCAACGACGGCAAGAUCAUCAAAGUUCAAGAGGAGACGAAGUUAAAGCCGAGCUUCAUCUCGACGAUGAUGAUGGUAAUACAGGUGGAGGCUUUCUGCCAGACGAAAACGAAGAAAACAAUGCAUCGCCAGUCCCAGGAGAAGACUUUAGCGGCGGCGGCGGAUUCCUCCUCGAUGAAAGCUCAUCCCAUAACGAAGCAGAGCACAAAUCCGCCAAUGGUUCAUCGCUGAAAACCCACGCAUUGCCCGCCCAGCGAUCCGCGCCAAUGUCACUACAAGCGAUGCACGCACCCGGACCAUCAGCCUCCCUCGUAACAGAAGCCGAUCAAUCCGACAUCGAAUCGCCUCCGCUAUCUACAUCCAAGACCAAGAAACCCGUGCCCAAAUCUUCUAUCAAGAAAAAACCAAUUCCACGUGCUAAGCCUACCACGAAGGCGAAAUCCCCCGCCAAAGCGACUCCGCUGAAAAGUGCAUACUUCGGCGGCAGUGGCCCACGAAGCCGGAGUGCAAAAUUCGAGGACCCAUCCGAUGAAGACUCUGACGAUCACGAUGAACAAGCGGUGAUUGCGAAGGACGAUGACGAUCGCGACGAUGAUGGUGAGGAUGAAGCGGCCAGUGAAGAGGAGAUCGUCACGCCGAGGCGCACGACGAGGAGGACGAGAGGGCGGACGUGAUCGUCGCAAUGAAGACGUGGUAGGUUUCUCUAUACGAGACAUGUGAAAUAAUGAGAAGCUUCGCGAUGCUGUAGGUACGACACAGUGGUUGUAUUUGUAUGUAUAGAUGUAUAUGUAUAUGUACAUGAUGAUUGUUUCUGUCUGUCUGCAGAUGGCACACGCCGUGAACUGACAAAACAGGCCGCGGGAAGUCCACGAUAUCCGGAACACCGAAACGAAUGAGAUAAAACUCGAGAGAUUACAUGGAUUGGGAGAGUGAAAUAUAUGUGUUGCCGGCGUUGGUAUUCUUUUCAUU